UGUUGAGGAGUGAGUUUAACACGCGCACGCAUCCGCUGAUCUCCACAGUGCGAGAUUCUGCAGUGCGCUUCUCUUCUUCACGCGCAACAUGGAUGCGAAAGUGGUCUUAGUGGCAGUUCUGGUAACGGUGACUAUCUACGGAUCUGUUUCAGACGCCAAGCCUAUCAGCCUGGUCGAGAGGUGUUGGUGCCGUUCUACAGUCAGCACAGUUUCACAGAGGAACAUCCGUGAGCUGAAGUUCGUCCACACACCCAACUGUCCUUUCCAAGUCAUUGCCAAACUGAAGAGCAACAAAGAGGUGUGCCUUAAUCCUGAGACCAAAUGGCUACAGCAGUACCUUGAGAAAGCCCUUGAAAAAAUGAAGAAGGCCAAACAACAGGCCAACUAAGGAAGCAGCUGGAUGGCAAGCCCGUUUGUGAGCCACCACCACAGAUAUGUACCUGUACCGUAUACUGCUCUGGCAUGCUUGCUGAACCAGCACUUAACCUGCAUACCUUGCUUCCCUCUCAAUUAUUUGUCACACCAUCAUCACCACCUCUGACACCGCUAUAGGCACCUCCUGUAUUAGCACAAUGUGCAAUUAUAUAUAUAUAUGUAUGAGUGUGUUUUUAUACGUAUGAGAUGUAUAUACAAUGUUUUUUAUAUAUCGACUUUAAACAGUAAAGAGAUAUUUUUGGAGUUGUGUUUGCUCCUUGCCUGUCUGUUACGGAGUUAGGUAGCACUAAAUGUAGUACUGAAGAUUUUGGAGCAAACAUCCCAAACUCUGCAAACUCACAACUAUUUUUACACUAUAUCACUAUAAGAGUAAAAGGAAAGUGGGAAUCACACACUGGUGCAGAGCUGAGCCCCAAUGGCAGCAUACCUGAUGGGAGAACAAAUAGAUAGGGAGUUGACUUUCUCUACCCAAUUAAUAACCAUAUUUAAUGAACCCAUAAUCUUAAAAAUAUUGUAACACUGCAUAUUGCAUGUGAAUGUAAUAUUAUAUGUAUAUAUACACGAAAAGUGAAGCGUCGCUUGUGUUUUUGUUCUCUAACUAACAGUUUUUAUUUUUAUACAAAAGUAAACCAAAAAGCCUUGACCUCACAUCAACCUAAGCAGUCUGAAUUCCUUUGGGGAACUACGUUCCUUAGAAGUAGUCUGUGAGGGAAAAAAUUUAAAGGAAUGCUUUUUUUCCCUACUUUCUAUCAUUGUGUAAGCAAAGAAACAUCUUGAAUUACAAAUGAACUUAAUUAAGCAGCCAGUGUGUGGAAGGCAUAUAACUUAAAAUAGAUUCAUAUGCAAGCAGAAUUAUUUUGAAGUAAAUCAAAUUAUUUAAAAUUAAACAGAAUGAAUGCAUUUUAAUGCACAUGAAAUUACAUAUAAUAUAAAACUAAUGUCAACCCAAAUUUAGAGAAGUUUCCACCACCUUUAAAAAAAAGACUAAAUUUAUCUUGCAAUUGUGACCAAAAAUUAUCUCUCCUUUGCAUUUAUUAGAAAGAAAAGUUGCAGGUGAGUGAAAAAAAUUACAAUCUCAUUACUGCAAAUGAUUAUCACUCGGUCGGCACACAAUUUUACUUAACUGCCAGUUAACGUCAUGCCGCUUUUAUCUUGAAUUUGAUCGUUUAUCUUGUAAUUUAAAGAUUUUAUGUCACAAAUCACAAUUGCCACCUUUAGUACUGUAGGAGAAUGCUUUAGUCUGAACAGGAUAGCGUGCCUCCAUGACAGUUAGAGGUAGGGGGUAGGCUAAUAAGUGGAAGCAUGAAAUCAGCUUACUACUGUAAGAUAUAACUUGCAAUUGCAGGAUAAAAGUCUCAGUUGUGUGAUAUGAAUUCUUUGCGAGAUAAGAAGUUGCAAUUGUGUAAUAAUGACUCACAAUUAUGAGAUAAAUCUACACAGAAAGAUAAUUUGCUUUCUAGAUUAGAAUACCGAUGUGCACAAUAAAAAGAGAUGAAUACAAAAAAAAGAGGUAGUGGUAGUAGAAAGAAUAUAUCUAUCAAUAAUGGUAUCAUAAUGCACUUUAAAAUGCACUGUGUAAAACAGGAGCUAAUCUAUAAUGAGAAAUGACACCCACAGCUGAAGGUUAGCUUUUCUAUAGUUAAGGAAAAAAAUUUUAAUGGCCAAAUUUAUAUUUCCCUUUUGGGAAAAUGAGUCUUUUUAACAUUAAGUUUAAUAAUCAACACAGCUAUUCAAAACAGAAAAAUAUUGUUCCACCACAUUAGUCUGUACAGCUAUUCUGACUUUUAAAAAAACAUUCAGUGCCCUUUUAAACUAGCCUGUCAGACACCUCUCGAGAAAAUUAGCGUAUGAAAUUUGUCUGUAACAACCGCCAAACUGAUCCUGUCAAGCGAUUUAAAACAGCCAUUAAAACAGCCAGGCUACUUUCACACAAGCAGCCUGCAGGCAUACAGGCCAGGAAACAUAAUGCCCAAUCAGCAUUAGAGAGGAAGGCUGUAGGCGGUGUUGUGGGGGUUAGGCCACCAGUUACACUUCAUUUCAUAAAGUGAAAAAGUCAAAUAAAACAAAGACAAAUGAUUAAUGACUAAUUUGUAUCCUUCCACACUGGGUAAGAUCAUACCUAUUGAGAAAAGUACUUAUGCUUAUACAUGAAAUUCGAAGCAGUGAGCUUUAGAACGAGUUGAUUAACUCACCUAGUGGGCAUUAACAAUGCAUUUCUGUUGCUCGAGUGAACAGCAUGAACUAUGCGACGUGAAUUCAGGAGCAAUUUCACUUGAAUAAAGCACCACUGAGCGAUAAUAUAUACAGAAUGUGAAAAAGAUAAAAGUCAGUAAAUCCCACCCUAUUAUAGAAGUUAAUUACAUACUAGACAAAAAUACUAACAAUGGUAGAAUAAAUGGUUAUAGGGAGUGUCUUAAAAUGGGAAUGAUAAUGAAAAUGUAGCAGUUGAGAGCACAUUCAGAUAAUACAUUACCAUCCUAACUUACAUCUUGGGCAUUUGUUAGUUUUUUUUGUAAAUGGUGAGAUGAGUGUUUUUAUUACUCACUUUAUACAAACAUUAAGAUGCACCCAUCAACAUGUGAUUGAGAUCAAUGAUAAUGUGUACAUUUCCCCUCACAACUCCCAAAUAAUGUGAAGGACAUUACUUUAUAGACGGCAGCUUAUUCUAUUACAUAAUUUGUAUCUGUACCCAUGUUUACUUUCAUUUUAAAAAAUUGAUUUUUUUUAAAUAAAUCAUUUCAUAUUUACAAA
Messenger RNA from Silurus meridionalis, 3186 nucleotides. It is a transcript of the gene cxcl12a, whose product is annotated as chemokine (C-X-C motif) ligand 12a (stromal cell-derived factor 1). The transcript has 4 exons. NCBI's taxonomy places the organism in Eukaryota, Metazoa, Chordata, Actinopteri, Siluriformes, Siluridae. The record is from RefSeq and is a predicted model, not a curated record. Gene Ontology annotation, molecular function: chemokine activity; chemoattractant activity. The coding region runs from base 89 to 388 and encodes 99 amino acids. Gene Ontology annotation, biological process: positive regulation of cell migration; axon guidance; immune response. Gene Ontology annotation, cellular component: extracellular region.